AAAUCCAACCAGAUUCUAAUUUCUUGAAGUAAAUAGAGGGAGGAUAGAACGAAGAAAUAUGAAACACAGUCCCUGUAACUGAUAACACAAUCAAAUUUCAUGACCGUGUGUGUGUCACCAUACAAUGAUGCCAUUCAUUCUUUGUUCCUGUAAGUCCCUUUGCUUUCCCAAACACACAUCACCUCUUAAUCAUGCCCACGAUUUCACUAACACUUUGUGGAACAAACCACAUGCAGCGAACCCCAUUAAACCCCCAUCUCCAACACCCCAAAAUUUUUUCCCUUUUACAAAUAAAUUCGCAAUUUUGGGCACUACCCAUGUUCCAUUUUGCUCAAGGGAUGUGGAAUUUGUUGGCUUUUAUGGGAACAAGUUAUCUAAGGAAACUCUUGUUGAUGAUAGAAGCCAAGAGCAUGAAACUGAAACACUUGAGUUGCUGAAUAAACCUUCGCUGAUUCCCAUUAAAAAUGGGUCAUCUUCUGAAACUGAAUUGCACACAGAAAAAGCUUCCACAGAAGAGGAGGCUUUGGCACCCUUUAUGAAGUUUUUGAAAGGGGGUGAUUCUGUGUUGGAAGACUCUGAUGAAAGAGAUGAUGAAAAUGAAGAAGCUAAGGAGGUUGAAGUUGAUGAUAAGUACUAUGAGCCCAGACCUGGGGAUUUUGUGGUUGGAGUUGUUGUUUCAGGCAACCAGAACAAGAUCAAUGUAAAUGUGGGAGCAGAGUUACCAGGGACAAUGUUGACAAAGGAGGUGCUUCCCUUGUAUGGGAAUGAGAUGGAACACUUGUUAUGUGAUGUUAACAAGGAUGUAGGGAAUCUUAUGGUUCAGGGGAAGAUGGGAAUUCUGAAGAAUGAUGAUGCAAUAGACACGGUGCCGGUGCCGGGAGGAACUGUUGUUGAGAUUGGAACUGUUUUGUUUGCUGAGGUUUUAGGUAGAACACUUGCUGGUAGGCCAUUGCUUUCUACCAGAAGGCUUUUCCGCCGGAUUGCUUGGCAUCGACUGAGACAGUUAAAACAGCUCAAUGAACCUAUAGAGGUUAGAAUCACAGAGUGGAAUACUAAGGGCCUGCUGACAAGGAUUGAGGGUUUACGAGCUUUCCUACCUAAGGCUGAGCUUAUGAAAAGAGUAAAUUGCUCUACUGAAUUGAAAGAGAAUAUGGGACGUCAUAUGUAUGUACAAAUUACUCUAGUAGAUGAAGCUAAAAACAAUUUGAUAAUUAGUCAGAAGGAAGCUUGGGAAAAGCUACAUCUUCGAGAAGGAACACUUCUAGAAGGGACUGUGAAAAAGAUCCUUCCUUAUGGAGCUCAAAUUAUGAUAGGAAAAACGAAUAGAAGUGGAUUGCUUCAUGUUUCAAAUAUCACUCGAGCUGAGAUUACUUCUGUCAGUGACAUACUUUCCAUUGAUGAGAAGGUUAAAGUUCUGGUUGUGAAGUCAGUGACUCCUGAUAAAAUUUCUUUAAGCAUUGCGGACCUUGAAAGUGAACCUGGUCUAUUUCUAUCAAAUAAAGAGAGAGUAUUUUUGGAGGCUGAUAUGAUGGCAAAGAAAUACAGGGAAAAGCUACCUCCUCCUCUUAUUACUCAACUACCCCAACCCCUCCCAAACAACACCAUGCCUUUUGAAAAUGAAGCACUUUAUGCUAACUGGAAGUGGUUCAACUUUGAGAAAUAAUGAAGAAACAGAUUAGCGUUGAAAGUAGUUGAAAGCAUGAAGUUAUUCAUGGGCAAGCUUGAUUGAGUACUUGACAUUGCAAGGAGCACCCACUUCCCAAAUAGAGACUUUCCUUCUUAGAAGAAACAUUAUAAAGCUUUUGAUUCAAUUUUUAUUCUCAUGAUGAGUUCAUUGGCAUGGAUUGUAUAGAGCGCACAACCAAUAACGGAUGGGGUUCAAAGACAUCAUCUAAGUGUUAUUUGCUUUUAUUUUUGUGGCCUUCAUAUAAAAAAUAACUUUUCCCAAUCUUUUUAGCUAGUCGUUCUAUGGGUAGAUUCAUGUAGUUGUAUGUAAAUUUCUGUGUAAGUUAUAGUUACAUUUGUUCACUGAUGCUUUACUUUUCACCUUGUUUCCUUCUCUGUCUUUGCAUCUCCUUUUGUUUUUGUUUAAGGGUUUGUAUCGCGCGUGUUGCUAAUUUCCAGAUAACGAUUGAUGUUCCAAGAUAUUAAAUCAUUUGAUGUUUCG
Molecule: messenger RNA, 2167 nt
Organism: Abrus precatorius (Indian licorice)
Lineage: Eukaryota; Viridiplantae; Streptophyta; Magnoliopsida; Fabales; Fabaceae
Product: 30S ribosomal protein S1 homolog A-like
Exons: 8
Coding region: 125-1663 (512 amino acids)
Biological process (GO): RNA stabilization
Molecular function (GO): RNA binding
Source: RefSeq, a predicted model, not a curated record